GUUCAUACUCGACUGGGGACUUACGAAGUCCUUGUCUCUUUAGACGUGUGACGUCUCUUAGGUCUUACCCGGAACCACAAGUCAUCGCAGAAGCGAUUGCCGCGUAUCAAUACAACAAUGAGAAACGGCUCCUCAGAUCACUCCCCCCCCCUUGACACCAUGACUAUUCCAUGCAUCACUAUGGUUGGCACUCGACCCAUCUUCUAUCUCGUCCCUGUCACAAAAGCGCUCAGCAAUGCGGUUGCCACUGGCCAGUAUCCCGAAGCUAAAACAACGGUCGUGAAGUGUGUCACCUCUUUAGGGCACAACCGUCGAAUCAGCGAAGGCAUGGAGACGCUGGAGUAUAGGCGCGUUGCUUUUGAGCGUUUUCUCGCAUUCAAAGCACUUGCGAAGGAGCAUUGGUAGACAUUCAUUAUCUGACUUACGUCGUGUGUGUCUCUAAAAAUUCUUCCGUCCGAAAUUUAACCUGAGUUUUCCAGCUUUCCGUGAUUUUUUUGUAACGAUUAGUUUCUUGAUCCGACUGGUGUAUGUACUGUAAAAACUAGACAAUGUAGGGUACUGCAUGCGCUGCGAGAUAAUACUUGACUCCAUUUUUCGUGUCAUGGGAC
Molecule: messenger RNA, 608 nt
Organism: Suillus subaureus
Lineage: Eukaryota; Fungi; Basidiomycota; Agaricomycetes; Boletales; Suillaceae
Exons: 1
Coding region: 118-405 (95 amino acids)
Source: RefSeq, a predicted model, not a curated record